Messenger RNA from Tuber melanosporum (Perigord truffle), 1092 nucleotides. RefSeq lists its product as uncharacterized. NCBI's taxonomy places the organism in Eukaryota, Fungi, Ascomycota, Pezizomycetes, Pezizales, Tuberaceae. The record is from RefSeq and is a predicted model, not a curated record. The transcript has a single exon. Bases 589 to 1092 code for a protein of 167 amino acids.
CCAAGGGGUAGUCUCCAUCUUCUUUUGACUACAUUCAAAGGUACUUUACAGAAGUACCUCACUGCAUAUCCCAUCGAAACUCGAAAAGAAAAUUAGGUCCAGGUGAAAAAAAAAAAACCCCCCAUUUCAAUGAAAAGCCUUUCCACUAUCUCGAAAAAGCACAAACACAGCAAAAGCACUCACAACCGCAUUCAUGGCCAACAAGCACCACACUCAAUUGCAAAGGUGGUGGGUAGGAGUGGGGGGUAGGGCGGUAGGGGGAGGAAAGGGAAACGAGUCCGUAGCGAAGGAGGGGGUGACUGAAAAUCAAUCUCAAAUAAAUCAACAGCGUUGUUUAUUCUGCGUUAUGUGCCAAAAAUAAAGGAAACAGUACGUGCGUAUCAAGAAAUGGAGGGGUCGGGGGACGGGGCGCAAAAAAGUAAUGACUGAACAAUAACAGAAGAAAAUCGGACGCUAUGGAGUUAGCGUAGGACAGUUGGGUCUUUCCCACCACAGCAUGCUUCGUCUGCAGCUUCCCCCAAGAGCCAGCCUAACCCUUCAGUCACUCCCCUCCCCUCCUUCUCUUCCUUGACGAGCACACCAAAGUAAAUGCCGCGCUUAAAGUUCUCCAAAAUCCCGAGAACUUCAGUGGAAUGCCUCGACUGCUGCCUUGAUUUCACUGCCCCCCCCCCUCCGUUACUGCUGUGCAACUCUCAUCACACCUCCAUGGCAGUACUGCCUUUCACCGGGAAGUCCAGAGUUAUGUCUUUGGAAGCUGCCGUGUCGCCCACAAAAGUAAAAAGCACAACCUUCUGCGAACAAAGUCCCACUUUGAUCAUUGUUCCCUUUGCCACCCGGAUAGCAGCUCUGGGCUCCAAUUCAAUUGGGGUAAAUCAAUGUCACCUCCAUGGACAAUCUUCGCUGAACAAAAGCUGCUCUGAUGCAAUUAACUGUAAUCUGCUCGAGCCGGUUUCCCUCCAGACAUUAUGGCCACCGCCUCCCAAAACCCAAAGACGUAACCUCGAGCCCCCAGCAAUAGGUAAGAGCACAUUAACUGCGGCUCUUACCUCUGAAAAGAUGGCCAUACCCUGUUUGCCACGUCAGUAUGGGUAA